GCCUCUCCGGCCCUCUGAAAGGAGCGGUACACCUGUGCAGGACGUCCAGGAGAGGAGCCAGUACACCUGUGCAAGACUGAAGGGGAGGAUCCGGAGCCGUUACACCUGUGCAAGACUGAAGGGGAGGAGCCGUUACACCUGUGCAAGACUAAAGGGGAGGAGUCGGUACACCUGUGGAAGACUGAAGGGGAGGAGCGGUACACCUGUGGAAGACUGAAGGGGAGGAGCCGGUACACCUGUGGAAGACUGAAGGGGAGGAGCCGGUACACCUGUGCAAGGAUGAAGGGGAGCAGCCGGUACACCUGUGCAAGGAUGAAGGGGAGGAGCCGGUACACCUGUGCAAGAUGAAGGGGAGGAGCCGGUACACCUGUGUAAGACUGAAGGGGAGGAGCCGGUACACCUGUGCAAGACUGAAGGGGAGGAGCCGGUACACCUGUGCAAGACUGAAGGGGAGGAGCCGGUACACCUGUGCAAGACUGAAGGGGAGGAGCCGGUACACCUGUGCAAGGAUGAAGGGGAGGAGCCGGUACACCUGUGCAAGGAUGAAGGGGAGGAGCCGGUACACCUGUGCAAGA
Messenger RNA from Staurois parvus, 575 nucleotides. NCBI's taxonomy places the organism in Eukaryota, Metazoa, Chordata, Amphibia, Anura, Ranidae. The record is from the annotation of a GenBank genome assembly.